AUGGCUAAAGCGUAUAGAAAAGAAGAUUUUGAUUACAUUAUGUCAAAGGUUGAAAAGGUUGAUCCAAAGGGGUUAAGGAAUAUUUGGAAGAAGCUGACUAUGAGAAAUGGUUUUCUUGAAGAAGUGAGGAUUCUAUUUGUUGCAUGGAAUUGUAAGAACAGUGAAAUUGCAUCUUAUACAAACACAAUGCUUGGGAGAAGAUUUCAAGAAAUACGAACUGAUAAUGGGGUUAAAUCGUUGCGGAUGACGGUUAAGGCAGCUGAUAGUUAUCUGUACUGUGUGUAUGAAUCAGGAAGGAGAUACAUUGUUGAUAUUGAGCAUGGCACGUGUAGUUGUUGUCGGUAUCAAAUUGAUGAAAUUCCAUGUGCACACGUAAUUGUGGUUUUGAAGAGUGUAAAUAUAGAUGUAAAAGGGUAUGGGUGUUACUGUUCAGAACUAUAUCGUCUAAACACCAUUGUCAAGACGUAUGAACUCCCCAUAAUUCCUAUGUCAGAUAUGAAAGAUUGGAUUGUACCAGAUUUUGUUGAUUCAGAUGAAGUCUUGCCACCCACAUACAAAAGACCUCCUGGAAGGCCAAAAAAAGGAAGACAUUUGAAAUCUAGUGAAUCACUUACAAGUUCAAACCAUUGCGGUAAAUGCGGCCGUGCAGGCCACAACCGUAGGACGUGCGGUUUCUUCCCAAAAGAAAGUUGA
This is a messenger RNA of Capsicum annuum, 693 nucleotides long. RefSeq lists its product as uncharacterized. Gene Ontology annotation, molecular function: nucleic acid binding; zinc ion binding. The transcript has 3 exons. The coding region runs from base 1 to 693 and encodes 230 amino acids. The record is from RefSeq and is a predicted model, not a curated record. NCBI's taxonomy places the organism in Eukaryota, Viridiplantae, Streptophyta, Magnoliopsida, Solanales, Solanaceae.